This is a messenger RNA of Drosophila teissieri, 721 nucleotides long. RefSeq lists its product as uncharacterized. The transcript has 3 exons. The coding region runs from base 86 to 613 and encodes 175 amino acids. NCBI's taxonomy places the organism in Eukaryota, Metazoa, Arthropoda, Insecta, Diptera, Drosophilidae. The record is from RefSeq and is a predicted model, not a curated record.
AUCUUUUCAAGUCAUACACUGAUUUAAAACAUAUAGUCCAUACACACACAACACAUACUCGUACAUUGUCGACAGGCUAAUAAGAAUGAAAAUUUCUGCUAACUUUAUUCCGCCACCCCCUCUGGGAAGCGAUGUUCCGCGUCAAGAUCCAUUGAAGGGGUCGAAACACCUUCGUUUGGAGCUCAGCCCGGUGAUCAUCGGAACGGUUGUGGCAUUGAUAACAGCAGCUUUAGUUGUCUCAUUUAACAAUUAUGCCGCUUAUUUGUUGACGCAAGAUGGAAAGCUGGCUAUUGCAGCCUUGAUUUACGUGUUGAUAGUUCACUUACUCAUUUUUAGGAAGGCUGCAAGCAAUAUUGUCUUAAUAUAUUUGUAUGCAGCAGCGCAAGUGCUAACGCUUCCAUAUUGUGUUUCGCUCAUCCGAAACAUCCGCCCGAUGAUCGAUGGUCAGUUUGAGAGACAGGAAUGUGUUAUGGCCGCCAUGGGGCUAGUUCCGGACAUUAUAAGCCUCAGUUUCUUUAUAGUCUCCAUGUGCAUAAAUUGGAGCUCCAACGACAGUGGAUCCAGCAGUGGAGGAAGCAGCGGUGGUAGCAGUGGCAAUAGUAGUGACAGCUAACUUUACUUCCUAGAUGUUCCUAAAUGAAAUGUUUAUCUCAACCUCGGCCCACAUAUAAUGUACUCAAUUGUUAUAGUGUACAGUAAAAAGCAAAGGGUUAAACGAGUA